Molecule: messenger RNA, 781 nt
Organism: Arabidopsis thaliana (thale cress)
Lineage: Eukaryota; Viridiplantae; Streptophyta; Magnoliopsida; Brassicales; Brassicaceae
Gene: IAA5
Product: indole-3-acetic acid inducible 5
Exons: 3
Coding region: 38-529 (163 amino acids)
Biological process (GO): regulation of DNA-templated transcription
Cellular component (GO): nucleus
Source: RefSeq, marked reviewed
ACAUUAACACCAAUACUUUCAAUCAAAAACAUCAAAGAUGGCGAAUGAGAGUAAUAAUCUUGGACUCGAAAUCACCGAACUACGGCUAGGUCUUCCCGGAGAUAUCGUCGUCUCCGGUGAGUCCAUCUCCGGGAAGAAGAGGGCUUCUCCGGAAGUAGAGAUUGAUUUGAAAUGUGAACCGGCGAAAAAGAGUCAAGUUGUGGGUUGGCCACCGGUUUGUUCGUACCGGAGAAAGAACAGUCUCGAACGGACCAAAAGUUCGUACGUGAAAGUGAGUGUAGAUGGAGCUGCAUUUUUAAGGAAGAUUGAUUUGGAAAUGUACAAAUGUUACCAAGAUCUUGCUUCCGCUCUGCAAAUUCUGUUCGGAUGCUAUAUCAAUUUUGAUGAUACGUUGAAGGAAAGUGAAUGUGUACCAAUAUAUGAAGACAAAGAUGGAGAUUGGAUGCUUGCUGGAGAUGUUCCUUGGGAAAUGUUCCUUGGAUCGUGCAAGAGGUUAAGGAUUAUGAAGAGAUCAUGUAACAGAGGAUGAAUGAUAUUUAUAGUCACAUGUGAAUGUGAGUGAGCCUUACAGAUAUCUAAAUAUACAUUUUUGCAGUUACUCAAUAUUUCUCUUCGGAAGUCUAAGAUUUCCGAAAUUUCUGUAGAAGUUGUUUUCUUUGACAUAGUUCAUUCAUCUUUAUCUUUUGGUCACUGGACUAAAGUCUAGAGGCGGUUCUUAUAAGCUACUGCAUGACAGUUCAAUAUCAACAAUCAAUGAAAUUUGAAAUAUAAAUACUUAAAC